AUGGAUUGUACCACAUUAAAUAUAGAAUUAGAUCCAGAAAGCAAAAAAAAAAUCAUCAAUAAACAAUAUUUAAUUGUUAAAAAAAUAGGUCAAGGUCAAUUUGGUAAAGUAUUUUUGGGAAAAUGUAUUAAUCAAAAAAAUCAGAGCAAAUCAUCUUUAUCCACAAAUCCAAGUUUUGUUGCAAUUAAAACCAUAAAUCGUAUAGAUAAAUCAAAAUUAAUUACAAAAUCAUACAUAAACAAUCAUUCAAAAAUUGCCAAAGAGAUUGAAAUUCUAAAACAAUGUAAUCAUCCAAAUGUUGUUAAAUUAUUAAGUGUUAUAGAUGAUUUACAUUUCGAUAAGAUUUUUUUAAUUUUAGAACAUUGUAAAUAUCAAGAAAUAGAAUAUAAAACAUACAAUCAUUAUUAUGAAAAAUAUAAUGUCUCAAAGCAGAGAAAUUCCUUGCCGUUGAAUAAAAUACUACGAGAUGUUAUAAAUGGAUUGGAGUAUUUACAUGAUUAUAAAAAUAUAAUACAUAGAGAUAUUAAACCUUCAAAUUUAUUAAUUGAUGAAAAUAAUAAUGUGAAAAUCUCUGAUUUUGGAGUUAGUUUAAUACUAGAAAAUAAUUUAGAUAAUGAUUCAAAAGAACUACUAAAAACUACCGGAACCCCAGCAUUUUAUGCACCUGAGUUAUGUCAGUUUAUUUCAAAACAAAGCGAGUCCGCUAAAGUAUACGAAAUUAGUAAAAAAAUUGAUAUUUGGUCAUUAGGUAUUACAUUAUACAGUCUAAUUUUUAAUACAGUUCCAUUCAGUGGAAUUAAUGAGUAUCAAACAAUAAACAAGAUAUUAAGUGAGGAAGUGAAAUUUCCAACAACAUUAAAAACAAAAAGAGCUACAAGUGAUGAUAUUUUAGAAUUCAAUCAUUUAAAAGACCUCAUUAAAAAAUUAUUAAUUAAGGAUCCUGGCCAUAGAGUUUCGAUAAAAGAAAUAAAAAAUCAUAAGUUUACAUUAUUUGACUUGAGCAAAAAUGAAUCUGAGAAGUUUUUAAAUUUUAACAAAAAUCAGUUUCAAUCUGGUAUUUCCUCAAAAUUGAGAAAAUUAUUCACUAAAACUACCGCUACAAAUGUAUCUCCCAAAAAAACUCAAGUUUCACAUAACCCUAAUCCUUCUGAUUUGAAAAAUGUGGAUGACUUACUUGAUUCAUAUUUAGAUGAUUCGUCAUCAUUAAGUAGUAUGGAAGAUGCUGAACCAAUCAAUACAAAUAAUAUACUAGAGGAAAUUCAUCUAUCGUCUACUUCUUCUCCAGCAUCAUCACCGAACAAAUACAUACCACCACAUUUAAACCUCAAAUCAAAUAAUUGUACUAAUAAGAAACCAGAACUUUAUACGUAUCAAAAUAAAUCGUUGAAAGAUUUAGAUUUAUCAUUUUUACCACCACAACCAAAUGAUACCAAUAAGUCAGUAAUAACUCCAAGUAAUUCAGUUCAUUCAUCACUUUCAACUCCAGUCAAUGAUUCAUUUGCAACCAUAGGUCAACCAUCACCAAAUAAUUAUCAACAAUUUUUCAGUCCAAGUAAAAGAUUUUUUGAUCAAUCAGUACAUCAUCGGCAUCAAAAUAUUGAGCAAUAUACAAAAACACCUUCAAUAAGGUCAUUAACGAAUGAGGAAUCUUCAUUGAAGGGACCCCCAAUAUCUCAAUAUCAUCAAUUUGAAAGACCUUCAAGUAUUGGAUCAAAUAAUGGGUUGAGUAGAAUCCCAAGCUCUUCAAGCUCAUUAAAUCUACAUGCUUAUUUUAAUGAUAAUGAAUCAAUCAUUUCAAACCAUUCAAUUACAAAAUACAAUAUCAAACCAAAAUUUAAUUUCAUUGAUGACAAUCAAUCAAACUCAAAAUCUGACUCGAGGAAAGACAAUGAAGAAUUUGAUGAAGAUGAAAGUGAAGUCAAUAAUACAACGAUUAAUUUGCUGGACAAUUUUAAUCUUGGUAUUAAAUAUAAAGAUUUAAGUACUUAUUUAGAUGGUUUAUAA
Messenger RNA from Lodderomyces jiufengensis, 2004 nucleotides. RefSeq names its product serine/threonine protein kinase. The coding region runs from base 1 to 2004 and encodes 667 amino acids. Gene Ontology annotation, cellular component: cytoplasm. The record is from RefSeq and is a predicted model, not a curated record. Gene Ontology annotation, molecular function: protein serine/threonine kinase activity; ATP binding. Lineage: Eukaryota; Fungi; Ascomycota; Pichiomycetes; Serinales; Debaryomycetaceae. The transcript has a single exon. Gene Ontology annotation, biological process: peptidyl-serine phosphorylation; autophagy.